Messenger RNA from Cotesia congregata, 834 nucleotides. The record is from the annotation of a GenBank genome assembly. NCBI's taxonomy places the organism in Eukaryota, Metazoa, Arthropoda, Insecta, Hymenoptera, Braconidae.
AUGAAUGAUUUCCAGAGUGAACAACAAAUGGAUUGUGCCCUAGAUUUAAUGAGACGGUUGCCACCUCAGCAAAUUGAGAAAAAUCUCAGUGACCUCAUUGAUCUUGUACCUUCUUUAUGUGAAGAUCUUUUGUCAUCUGUGGAUCAACCACUUAAAAUAGCGAAAGAUAAAGAAUCUGGUAGAGAUUACUUAUUAUGUGACUAUAAUAGAGAUGGAGACUCAUACAGGUCUCCAUGGAGUAAUACAUAUGAUCCUCCAUUGGAAGAUGGCUCGAUGCCUUCGGAAAGAUUGAGAAAAUUGGAAAUUGACGCCAAUCAUGCAUUUGAUCAGUACAGAGAAUUGUAUUUCGAAGGUGGUGUAUCAUCAGUUUAUCUUUGGGACUUAGACCAUGGAUUUGCUGGUGUUAUUUUAAUCAAAAAAGCAGGCGAUGGAUCAAAAAAGAUAAAAGGUUGUUGGGACUCAAUUCACGUAGUUGAAGUCCAGGAAAAAUCAACUGGUAGAAAUGCACAUUAUAAACUUACUUCAACAGCUAUGUUGUGGUUACAAACGAAUAAACAUGGCUCUGGUACUAUGAAUUUAGGUGGAAGUCUCACAAGACAGGUUGAACAAGACCAACCAAUCAGUGAAACUUCACCACAUAUCGCUAAUAUUGGUCGUAUGGUAGAAGAUAUGGAGAAUAAAAUCCGUAAUACUUUGAACGAAAUAUAUUUUGGUAAAACGAAGGAUAUCGUUAAUGGCCUGAGGUCAGUGCAAUCGUUGGCCGAUCAAAGACAGCAAGCUGCCUUGAGACAAGACCUAGCAGCAGCAUUACAAAGGCGAAAUGCUAACAAUUGA